Molecule: messenger RNA, 774 nt
Organism: Talaromyces proteolyticus
Lineage: Eukaryota; Fungi; Ascomycota; Eurotiomycetes; Eurotiales; Trichocomaceae
Product: ankyrin repeat-containing domain protein
Exons: 1
Coding region: 8-667 (219 amino acids)
Cellular component (GO): cytoplasm; nucleus
Molecular function (GO): protein binding
Source: RefSeq, a predicted model, not a curated record
CAUCAGGAUGCUGCUUCUUUCUUUGCCCCAAGAAAUCCUCGUGCUUAUUGCAAGACAGCUACGGACUAUCGACUUCAUUCCCUGUUUGCAAGUGAAUCGCAUGCUUUACCGUCUCCUCAUAUAUGAACUAUGUAAACGAGACGUUAGCGACAAUGGCGGUCUGGCCAUGUCCUUUUAUGCGUUCUGGGGCUAUGAGACCCGGGUACUCGAUAUGAUUGCCGCGGGGGCUACUAUUGAUCUUCCCCACCCACGAUGGAGAGACAGAACACCUCUAAUGCUUGCUAUAAGCCGACACCAUGUAUCAAUCGCCAAGGUCUUACUCGACCAUGGAGCUAAUCCAAAUUUCACUGGAGAUGUUAAAAAUAGCCCCUUGGAUAUUGCCAUUCUAAACGCAAGCGGAACUGAUUUUACCAUGAUAGCAUUGCUAUUGGACUAUGGGGCCAAUAUCAAUCAAAGAGGAUAUCAAGGCCGCACCCCGCUAUACACAGCUAUUCUUCGCCAAGACCCUGCCAAGGUGGCUUUCCUUCUUUCUCAAGGAGCCGAUGUGUCUGUACGAGAAUCAAAGAAAGCACGAACCCCACUCUUAUUCGCGCGUGGAGAGCGAAGCUCGCAUGAAAAUGAUGAAAUCGUAAAGAUGCUUUUAGAUGCGGGCUCUGAAGAGGCCUGACAAGUCCUAUCAGACACCAUACACAUCCAUUUUAGUGUAUAAUAGUAAAUUAGAGUUUGAAAGGCAAUCUACAUACCUGUAUGUUUGGUAUGGAAGGACUGUACCAC